ACGGCAAUCAGUCCACCCGUGGGUGUAUAUCGACACCCGUCAUGAUUCGGCAAUCGCGUAUAUAACGACAUCUCCAACGACAAAAGUCGCUCUACAUCAUGGCUUACUCGCUCGUGUUGUUCGCCGCUGCAGCGGCGCUGCUGGUGGCCUGUGUUCAAGGUGCAGCCCUUGACCUACCCCAGAUCGUGAAUGGUGAGGUCGCGGAUCCGGGCGAGUUCCCGCACCAGGUCAGCUUGCAGAGGAAGCAGACGCUCUUCUUCUGGAGCUGGACCGAGCACUUCUGCGGAGGCACUAUCCUCUCCGAGCGCUGGAUCCUGACGGCGGGACACUGCAAGCUGGGCGGCCAGGUGUUCGUCGUGGCCGGCGUGAACAGCAUCCGCACCAAGGACAAGAAAGCUGGGCAGGUGGUGCCCACCGACCUGUUCAUCGUGCACGAGAAGUACGACGGGGAGGUCAAGCCCUACGACAUUGCUCUCCUGAGGACGACUGAGCCUCUUGUGCUUGGGCCCCUCGUCAAGGCCGCCAAGCUGCCCUCGCCGGAUAGCGUUCCCUCGGGUGAAGUCAAGCUGUCAGGCUGGGGCUACGUCAACAACGGCAUGUUCCCCGGCACCAAGGACCUGCACAAGAUGACGGUGCCCGUGAUCGACCUGCAGUCCUGCAACACCACCAUCAUCGCCAACCUCCCCACCUGGAGCCACAGCACCCUGGCCGACACCAACGUGUGCACCGGCGCGGGCCCGAGUGGCAGCACUUCCGCCUGCAGUGGGGACAGCGGCGGCCCUCUCAUCCUGAAGAGCAGCGAGGAUGACGAGGCUGUGACCGUGGUCGGCAUCGUGUCCUGGGGAUUCGUGCCUUGCGGCAGGGGAGGAAAGCCCUCGGUCUACACCAGGGUCUCCGCCUACAUCGACUGGAUCGCGAGCACCAUGGGAAACAACGCCCCCUGAGCGAGUUUUUGUCCAUUUUAAAUUCGACAAUAAAAAUAUCUACUCGGCA
Frankliniella occidentalis (western flower thrips) is the source of this 993-nucleotide messenger RNA. Its product is annotated as mite allergen Eur m 3-like. The transcript has 5 exons. The record is from RefSeq and is a predicted model, not a curated record. The coding region runs from base 99 to 944 and encodes 281 amino acids. Gene Ontology annotation, molecular function: serine-type endopeptidase activity. Gene Ontology annotation, biological process: proteolysis. NCBI's taxonomy places the organism in Eukaryota, Metazoa, Arthropoda, Insecta, Thysanoptera, Thripidae.